This is a messenger RNA of Suillus paluster, 1215 nucleotides long. RefSeq lists its product as uncharacterized. The record is from RefSeq and is a predicted model, not a curated record. The transcript is spliced from 3 exons. Gene Ontology annotation, molecular function: protein dimerization activity. Bases 393 to 983 code for a protein of 196 amino acids. NCBI's taxonomy places the organism in Eukaryota, Fungi, Basidiomycota, Agaricomycetes, Boletales, Suillaceae.
AUUUUUCAUACGAUAUCAUGUCGUAAGUAGUGAUUGACCUGUCAUCAAAUCACCAUGGUCAAGAUCUGAUCAUACUCGCACUCGUCGGGAUUGAUUAACCAUGUGGAGGCAUCGCACUUCUUGAAAUCUGAAGAGUGUCUGCUUUGACGUGCGAAUGGUUGGGGUUGGCGGUGCAGCAAUAUCGAUAAGCCGCAAAAAAAUAUGGAUCGGGAUCGGUGCUGCAGAGAUCGAAUGACAUCCUGUCGGGCGUUAAACUGGGUGAGGCAGUCCAAAAAGAACAAAGUUCACUUAAUACUAGUCUUUUCAAGAAUAGCAAGUAGUGGCGCCGAGGGUGGUAUAAAAGAGGGCUCGAUCUUUGGGGUUCUAAACUGGAGACUCGCUAUUGUACAAACAUGCAACUCUACCACAAUGAGCAAAGUUACCAGCGUCCUGCGAAGCAAAGCAAAAUCGCAUCGCAGAGGCAAUAUCGAGUCAAAGAGGGGGACGGGUUCGAGGAACUCCGCAAAGUUAUUUACUCAGUGACAGGGGAAGCUCCCCAGACCAGGCGCGAAACCUUGAAAAAAGCUGCAGAAGUGCUGAGGCAGUUGUCCAGAGAAAGCGAGGCAAUUUCCAGGCAUGAGCCACUCCCACCCUUAGCAAGCUCCUCAGCUUCGUCCUAUGAAGUUAUCCAGGGAACCCAUACGUCUUAUGAACCCCUUAUAAUCCCCAAUAACGAGACGUGGACAAAUGCUAUUGCACCAUGGCCAAGGAACAAUAGCCCAAUGUCAGACACAUCGGCAACGAGCUCGAUGCUGGAGUAUCAUGACCAUCCUCAGGCAGAGGCAUACCAUAUGGUCGGUCGUGGGGGCGAUUGGAAUUUAGUUCAACCAACCCCUUCGCAAUUUCGACAGUCCUCAUUCUCCACGCAGUGGAAUGAUCCGUCGCUCAUUCGCUUGAACGUUGAUCAAGUCCCAUUCUACGUAGAAGGGAUGGGAGUAAAUUAAAUUUUCACCUCAGAACUCGACGAAUCCCUGAAUAUUUACUUGUAGUAUUACUUGAUUGAUCUUGCAUAUAAUAUUCACAUACCUUGUAGCUUUUAGCAUACUUUUUUGCGUAUUCAUCGGAUCUAUACCCUUGAUGAAAUAUUUCCACCGAGAGGGUGAGCGAGAGAAGCACGAUUGUUUAACAUCCUGGUUGUUCCAUGACAAAACAUGCCGCUAUAUUCGCAUUCGUGUC